Molecule: messenger RNA, 900 nt
Organism: Trichoderma atroviride IMI 206040
Lineage: Eukaryota; Fungi; Ascomycota; Sordariomycetes; Hypocreales; Hypocreaceae
Source: RefSeq, a predicted model, not a curated record
CCUGACGAACCAGAGACGGAACAGAAGCAACAGGAUGGAAAUUUACUAAUGAGGCUACCUCCAGAGCUCCGGGACAAAGUCUAUUUCUAUCUAUUUUCUUCAACUCGAUUCAUGUAUGGACAGAGAUUCGUCCUCGACCAAAAAUACACACCGCUGCAGUUUUACACACGUGUAGCUUACCUCGGAUCAGAGAUUCUUCGUCCACCUCGUCAUGGCCUCGCGCUACUACGUAGCUGUCGCCAAGUACAUCUCGAAAUUGGCAGUGCGUGGUUGGAACAUGUCAUCUUUUGUUUUGAGUCCCCGAUUGCAAUGCUCCGUCGAUUGGACAGGGUGCCUCUGGAGACGCGCUCACUCAUUCGACAUGUGCGGAUUGCAAGCGACGCAUUGCAAGUUCCUCUGAGUUCACCAGCGGAAAAGAAGGUUAUUGAUGGUUGCUUCAAACUCCUACUUCAAAUGAACCUUUACACGCUGACGGUAUUUGGCCCUGCGAUUCCUUGCUGGUCUCACGAAGACUUGGAUCUCUUUAUCAAGUACGGCAGAGGAUGGAAGGAGCUUCGCUACAUAACAUAUACCUCAGCUUUCGUCGACAUUAUAUCCUCCAACCGCGGAAAGACAAUCACACUACCUAGCGAACCGCAACCCGCAGCCUGGCAGCGUGAUCUUGAGAACCGUGAUGGCCCAAACUCUGGAGCUUCUGUUACCAUUUACAAAUCUGCAGAUUCUAAGAACCCCCUGUCUGUCAUGUGCUCGACUAUGCGGGCAGAGUUGUCAUAUCCUCCAACUCCAACAACGGGCGUCGAUCAUUUGAACACAGACGGGAUUUCUCAAAGCCUGGACUUGAAAGAUGAUAAAAGAGGCAUCUUAAUCGUGGUAAAGCGAGGCAAAAAUGCAGAUUGGCAA